Molecule: messenger RNA, 2594 nt
Organism: Zea mays
Lineage: Eukaryota; Viridiplantae; Streptophyta; Magnoliopsida; Poales; Poaceae
Exons: 1
Coding region: 2071-2562 (163 amino acids)
Source: RefSeq, a predicted model, not a curated record
GAACUUGUUUCUCCCUUUGGUAUUAGCUCUUGCAAAUUACAAAUUGGGUAUUACAAUGAGGCCCGUACAACCCCGUGGCAGAUGCGUAACAUAACUUGUGGAUAAAUAUGCGCAACCUCUGCAAAGUGUAAAACUGGUAUAUCAGCCGUGCUCACGGUCAUGAGUAGCUCGGACCCUCACAUGACUAAUUUAUGGAACUAAAUUCAAUUUGUCAUAUGCAUUGCAUUGAGGGUGUUGUUAUUAUUUUUGUUCUACUACUUAAUUGGGUUUGGUAUUUACUAAUACUUAGUAACUGCUAAUAAAAUUUUAACCAACUUUAAAAGCAAUGCUCAGCUUCAAACAUUCUCUUUGGUAAGCCUUACACUUCACAUGAGCUCUCACCUUUGGCGAGUUCAUACACAUUAUUCCCCACAACUUGUUGAGCGACGAACGUAUGUGAGCUCACUCUUGCUGUCUCACACCCCCAUAGGUCAAGAACAGGUACCACAGGAUGAGGCGCAUGGAGGAUGCUGCGAUGUGUUCGUUAGAGGUCUAGGCCGUUGUCUCCCAGUCAACUUUAGGUUGCUGGAUCAUUGUCUCCUUAUAAUGUAAUUAUUUAUUUAUUUUGUACAGAACUCCUAUUAUAUAAUAAAGAUGUGACAUUCGUUUCUGUACCACUAUUCAUCAUAUGUGUGAGACUUGGUCCCAACACACCUGUUGUUUAUUUCGCGCCCGAGUUUUAGACCCCUAAAACCCGGGUGUGACACUGUACCUUGGUGAACAUGACCAAACUACAACCCCUCGCCACGAAACAACACACACACAUAUAUAUAUGCAACUAUAAGACUUCAUUAAUCAAAACAAGAACUAACCAAAUCUAGGUAUCCACACAAAAGAAACUCCAUAUAGUCAUUUUAAUACUCGUUGAAUUUGGACAGCAGAACAACAACUAUUUGUUUAGCCCAUAACUCACAAAAUAGGCAUCCAAAAAUAGUAAACUAGAACUUUCUGAGAAGCUUAGAAAGUCCUCUAUAACUUUUGUAUUAUCAUCACAACAUGAUUAGACAUUUUGAAAGGUCAAACAGUGCUAAACUUAAAUUCUGUCCAAAUUUGGACAGAAUUCGGCUCUUCACUUCAAAAAUUCAUAACUGGAGUCUCAGUCAUCCAAUUCAGAUGAUCCUAGACUUUUUAGAAAGCUAAUAGGAUUGUUUACAAUUCAUUUAUAAAUAUCUCAGCUUAAUUCAAUACGUAUCAAGGUGAAAAGAUAUAAGAAAUGCUCUGCUAUCUAAAUUUGGACAGAUUUAGAUAUCGUACUUCAAACGACUGUAAUUUAACUUACAAAUCACCAAAAAGGGUGAUCCAAAAUUUGUUGGAAAUCUUAAAAAAAGUACUACAAUUCUUAUAGAAUUACUGAGGGCUGAUUCUCAGUUUAGCUUAGCCAAAGAAUCCAAUUUUCGAAACAUGUACAGAAUUUGGACAGAUUCUGAAACUGGACUUGGAAAAAUCAUAACUCCUAAACUACUAAACCUAUGGCCAUAAAAUUUUAGCACAAGCAAGUUAAAGAAGUUAGCUAUAACUUUUAUAUAUAACACUUUUACAGAAAACAUGAUUUACUUCACUGCAUAAUUAAAAUUGGACAUGCAGGUCUAGACAACAAUAAUUUUAACUUAGCUCCUAGUUACUUCUAAAAUUUUCAUAUGUUUGAUACUUCAACUAUUCUAACACAUCCUUCUAAAUUAGAGCUAAAACCACCUAGUUAAUCACAUAUAUGAAUCCAUUUAUUUCUCAUAACCUAGUAUUUUAAACCUACCAUCACAUACAUGCAAACAAAAAAAAAUCAAUUUAAACACAUUAUGCAUACACAUAUAUUCAUCCAAGCACAAUUACCAUUCGCAUCGCAUCGUAUCGCUUAGACACCACCUCGUAUAAGCACAAUUACCACAAUAAAAUAGAGGAACAUACAACAUAUCUAAGCUAGAGAUAAGAAAAUCAUCGUAACUAUUUUAUCCAUCUAACUCAUACAUCGGCUAAAUAGCAGAAAUAAUGGUAGCUUACCACGACUAAGGUUGACUCGAUCGACACUAAACGACCAUGAUAGCCGAUUCAAUCCUUUCACCAGCAGCUAGUAAGCGUCGGACGUGCUCUGUUUCUUCUUCACCCAGAUUCCACAGAUGUCGCUCCUCAACACACAUAGGCACAUACACACACUUCACAUUAGCAAAUAGACGUCGAUCGAUAAAACGACAAAGCAAGAACGAAAUAUCACUGAGGGUCGACGGUGUCGUAGACGGGAUGCGCAAAACAUCAAACACCCGACGACGCCAAAAGGGCUGUCCACGACACGACACUCCUCUUGAGCAUUUAGACAAACACCUUACAUGCACGGCGACGCAGGGGCUGCAAAGAAAGGCACUAAAGAGAGGGGAUUCGACAUCCAUGGCUGAGGGCGUUGAUGAGGUGGAGAGGCGAGGGGCUGGGCGAGCUCGGCUGGCACAAAAACAGCGAGGGGCAGGGACGGCGAGUGCAGACCGAGCUGGAGACGGGCGACUAGGAAGGAGAGGAAGGCGAGCGGUGGGGAGCUAGGGAGGGAGUCGAGGGGAGGACGCCCUGCGCAC